AUGCCACUCAAACAACCGACUGGCUUCAGUGAAGACAGUAUUCCCCAUGGACAGUACCAGUCUCCCAUAUUUGGCUCUCUGCCAAGGGAACUUCGAGAUUCAAUAUAUCUCGAGGUGUGGCGGUCUUUUGGCUUAUCUUUGCAUCUAUUCUGGCAUAGCGACGACUUCAGGAACUCGAAAUUUUGCUCUUGGCCAUGCGAAGCUGAGUUCCACGUAGGCGACAAGCGAGAGCAGGAACUAGAGGCCAUCUGUGGAAAUGAUGACCCCCCUCAGUUCCUGCAUGAUCGACUGUGGAACGGCCGCAUUGGUUCUCACUGGCUCAAUCACUGGCAGUGUGAAGAAAAGAUUCUGCAGGCACGAGAAGAUUCUGGAUUCCCGCCAACUAAGAUGGAAGACACUUUCGACAAGAGUCACUGUCCUUGCCGAAAACUUUAUCUCGAGUGUAUCCAGUCACUCUACAAAAGUACGACGUUCGUCCUGACUGGGCCUACCAGUCUUCGAACGUUGUUGGGCCGGACAACGGCAGCGCCUGAUGUCCCAGCUUCGUUCUUAAAACACAUCUGCAAACUGGAGAUAUCAUUGCCAUACGACUUUUAUUCGCAUGGGCUCGUGGAAGAUUCGCCGUACGAUUUCCGGUGGUUGCGUCUGGGCGACCUGGUACCUAACUGCCGACAAUUGAGGAUUUGGAUAGCUGCACCUCAGCAUCUGGGAACACAUGCAGAUAACCUCAGCUAUGUCCCGAUAAUCCAGAUGGAUCACGAGUCACUGCAGCAUGUCUUCUACAAACUGGGCGAAAUGAAACCAGAUUGCAGCAUCACAAUCAGCACGCCACUGGGAGAGUCAAUAGGGCCUGAGAGUGGCUUUGUGGACAGUAUUGCCCAACAUAGGCACGUACAUAUCUGGAAGCGGCAUUCAGGAGAUAAGUUCUAUGCGAAGCCUUCCCCAUUUGACGAUCUCAUAGAAAUACAAACGGACAGGUACGGGCCAAAGCUGUUACUUUUCUAA
Neoarthrinium moseri is the source of this 1005-nucleotide messenger RNA. RefSeq lists its product as uncharacterized. Lineage: Eukaryota; Fungi; Ascomycota; Sordariomycetes; Amphisphaeriales; Apiosporaceae. The coding region runs from base 1 to 1005 and encodes 334 amino acids. The record is from RefSeq and is a predicted model, not a curated record. The transcript has 3 exons.